AUGGACAUCGUUAUUGGUCUAGACAAGAUUGCGAAUGUCUAUAAGGUCGUCAUCGAUGCUGAUGAAUAUUUGACACCAUCCAAAGUAACCAUUCGUGUUGGACAAGGAAAAUUGAAUGAGGAGGUGAACUAUAAAAAUGCGCGAACUUCGAAAUUUCAAAAACCAGUGAUUUUGGAAUUUCAUCGAAGAGAACGAUCUGUGAGUCGUCUGGAGAGCAAGUCCAGAAACGCAUUCACUGACGCCGUCGGCCAAUACAUCUGGAUAACCAUCGAAAAACCAAUUCCAUUAUCACAAAAUCCUCAUAAUCAAAUUGAAAUCAAAAAAUUGACUGUUUUGGGAUAUCCACUUCCAGAAGAGCUUCCGAGAGGGACGCCGGUUCCAGAAUCUCCGAAAUUGGAACAAAAUGAUGAGGACGUGGCGAACUUGAAAAUGGAAAAUUUGGAAUUAGAAUCGAAAGGAGUGCCAAAGAAGGAGAAGAAAAUUGAAAGACAUAGCAUGACAGAAUCUCGAAAAGGAGUUGCUCUUAGAGAGCUCUACUGGAAAACUCUGGUUUUGGGGACCCAUUAUCCAGCGGAAUUCAAUGGAGGACGAUUUCGAACUCCGCCUGGGUAUCGACUCAUUCCCAAUGGACAUCGUUAUUGGUCUAGACAGAUUGCGAAUGUCUAUAAAGUCGUCAUCGAUGCUGAUGAAUAUUUGACACCAUCCAAAGUAACCAUUCGUGUUGGACAAGGAAAAUUGAAUGAGGAGGUGAACUAUAAAAAUGCGCGAACUUCGAAAUUUCAAAAACCAGUGAUUUUGGAAUUUCAUCGAAGAGAACGAUCUGUGAGUCGUCUGGAGAGCAAAAACGCAUUCACUGACGCCGUCGGCCAAUACAUCUGGAUAACCAUCGAAAAACCAAUUCCAUUAUCACAAAAUCCUCAUAAUCAAAUUGAAAUCAAAAAAUUGACUGUUUUGGGAUAUCCACUUCCAGAAGAGCUUCCGAGAGGGACGCCGGUUCCAGAAUCUCCGAAAUUGGAACAAAAUGAUGAGGACGUGGCGAACUUGAAAAUGGAAAAUUUGGAAUUAGAAUCGAAAGGAGUGCCAAAGAAGGAGAAGAAAAUUGAAAGACAUAGCUACGAAGGCGACGGAAUGUCAAUGAAAGAGAAGACGAAUCUCAGUGAAGACCCUCUCACCUCAAUUCGAACGAUUCGAAGAGUUUUGGAGCAAAAAAUGGAAAAAGCGAAUUUCGAUGGGAAAACAAUUCAAGCAACAGUUUGUCUUCGAGCAAUUCAAAGAAUCGAUGAAUAUGAAGCUAGAAUUGAAGAUUUGGCAACAAGAAGAAGUCGAGCGUUAGAAGCUGGAGAUUUAAAAAUGGCCGAACGUCAUCGCUUAGCAAUGAUUGACUGCCGAGAUACCGUGUUCCGAGCUGUCCACGUGGAUCUUUUGUUGGAUAGGGAUGAGGUAAGGUUCUAG
Molecule: messenger RNA, 1452 nt
Organism: Caenorhabditis briggsae
Lineage: Eukaryota; Metazoa; Nematoda; Chromadorea; Rhabditida; Rhabditidae
Exons: 9
Coding region: 1-1452 (483 amino acids)
Cellular component (GO): cilium
Source: RefSeq, a predicted model, not a curated record